Messenger RNA from Anguilla anguilla (European eel), 2785 nucleotides. Its product is annotated as transmembrane protein 185A-like. Bases 119 to 1171 code for a protein of 350 amino acids. The record is from RefSeq and is a predicted model, not a curated record. The transcript has 7 exons. Lineage: Eukaryota; Metazoa; Chordata; Actinopteri; Anguilliformes; Anguillidae.
GAGCCUUGCUCAUGGACGGGGAGGCAGGGGGUGGACUGAUUUCGGCAAGCGAAACUGCAGGGCAGUUUGUGUGAUAAUGGUCACGACAAACGAAAUUUAAGAAAAGAUUUUUAAAACCAUGAAUAUUCGUGGAUUCUUUCAAGAUUUUAAUCCAAGUAAAUUCCUCAUCUACGCCUGCCUGUUGCUGUUCUCUUUGCUGUUGUCGCUGCGGCUGGAUGGCGUCAUUCAGUGGAGCUACUGGGCAGUGUUCACCCCUGUCUGGCUCUGGAAGCUCAUGGUUAUUAUUGGAGCUUCUGUGGGCACAGGGGUGUGGGCACACAACCCACAGUACAGGGCCGAGGGGGAGACGUGCGUGGAGUUCAAGGCCAUGCUGAUCGCCGUGGGCAUCCACCUGCUGCUGCUGAUGUUCGAGGUGCUGGUGUGCGACCGCAUCGAGAGGGGCAUGUACGUCUGGCUGCUGGUCUUCAUGCCCCUCUUCUUCGUCUCGCCCGUCUCCGUGGCCGCGUGCGUCUGGGGCUUCCGGCACGACCGCUCCCUGGAGCUGGAGAUUCUCUGCUCUGUCAACAUCCUGCAGUUCAUUUUCAUCGCCCUGCGGCUGGACAACAUCAUAAACUGGCCCUGGCUGGUGGUGUGUGUGCCGCUCUGGAUUCUCAUGUCAUUCCUCUGUCUGGUGGUGCUGUACUACAUCGUCUGGUCCGUGCUGUUCCUGCGCUCCAUGGAAGUCAUCGCCGAGCAACGCCGAACGCACAUCACCAUGGCGAUCAGCUGGAUGACGAUCGUGGUGCCCCUGCUCACCUUUGAGAUCCUUCUGGUCCAUAAGCUCGAUGGGCACAACAACUUCAGCUACGUGCCCGUCUUUGUCCCGCUGUGGGUGUCCCUGCUGACACUCAUGGGCACUACCUUCGGCCAGAAAGGAUGCAAUCACUGGUGGUUUGGCAUACGGAAGGAUUUCUGCCACUUCCUGCUGGAGCUCUUCCCUUUCCUGCGGGAAUACGGCAACAUCUCCUACGACCUGCACCACGAGGACUCGGACGUGUCCGAGGAGAUUCCCGCGCCGGAGCCGCCCAAGAUCGCGCCCAUGUUCCGCAAGCAGACUGGCGUGGUGAUCACGCAGAGCCCCGGCAAAUACUUUGUGCCGCCCCCCAAGCUGUGCAUCGACAUGCCGGACUAGGGCUCCGCCCGUCUGGACCAAGUACUCUGAACUAGGGGAGGAGCGUGCGGUCUGCCCAUGUGACCUCGCCCACGCGUUCUUCGCACUGACACACACAGAGACACGGCGGCUUUUGCUACACCACCCCCGAACACCCCCCCCCCCCCCUGCUCUGACCGUGGCGCUGGAUCUGAAAUGACUUUUAUUAAAACUUGAUCUAGCAGUGUCGUCAUUGGAUGACUCAAGCCCGCCUUCUCGCUGUCCCGCUCACACUAUUUAUUUGUACUUUUUUUUUUUUAAGGUUCAGCUGUUUUGUCUUUGCUUUUGGAGUCACUGUGGAGUAGUGUGGAGAUGCUGCCAACUGACGGGGGGGUUAACUUUUGGGACGAGGGGGCAGAGGUGGGAGGGCUGUACUGUGCAUGUGUGUGAAUGUUUGUGUGUGUAUGAGUGAGAGUGUGUGAGUGAGAGUGUGUGUUUGUGUGUGUGUGUGUGUGUGCGUGCAACUGUGAGUGUGUGUGUGUGUACAUUUGUGGUUGUCUUUUUGCCUGGUAGUGAUUGCAGAAACUGCACAGAAGGUGUCAGCUUUUCCGGCCAUGACACCGUUUGAGGUGGCUCCAUUUCCUAACUGAAAAGCUUUAUUCCACAGACCAAUGUUCCUUUCUGGCAGUAUUUAUGGGAGGGUUGUAAUGACAAAGGGCUGUGAGUUUGGUGCUGAGGUUUAAAUCAUUGAGUAUUUGUGGCUUUAUGCUGCACGUCUGGCCUUGUGGGCAGUGAAGCCUGGGGGUGAAGUCGCUGGGAUACUCACUUUCUUCAGAGCGCAUCUCACAAGUUCAUAUUCUGCAUCAUCUUUACUUGCUGCCAUUAUCUUGCUUGUGAGGUUGGUUAUAUUGUAUUUCCUGAAGAUUGUGUUUACCCCUACCCCGAACUCCUCCAUCCUUUUUGAAUUCACAAAAUAUUAUCAUGCCAGUCAAUAUUAAUGUUUGCCAUUUGACUCAUUUGGCUGUUAUAGAACACCCCUCUGUUCAUGAACACUAUGGAAGCACAAUCUGCAUUUUACCCUAAAACUGUUGGCACAUGUGAGCACCUUAAACAUGCUGUGUGUUGUCUUUUUGCUCCUUGUCAUUUUCCCACAACUCUCAGCAUUAUUAUCCCCUUUCUUCUUUUCAGAGUAUCUGUAUUUGUUUUAUGGUAUUCUGAAGCCCCGUGUGUUGCCAGGGUAAUAUGGGGCGGGGCUAAGUUGGGUAAAAUGAAUUUUAUACUUGAUUUGCUCGUACAUUGACAUUUUCUGAGGUCUGGGGUUUAUUUGAAUUCACGAUGUUAAAAAAAAGACCCAAAUAGGCCCGUGUUCCCAUUUUAACAUUCUUCGAGCUGUCCUCUGAACGCGCACUCAGCUGGGCUGAGAAAACACGCGUGGCACGCGUGCGCGAAAACGAUCUCUUUGGGUUGGACCAAUUUUUACUGCGGUGUUUCCAGAUCUAGCAGACUUUGUUCCCUUUUAUUUACUAUGUACAGUCAAAGUAGAUUAUGUACAGUAUAUGUCUGUUAUGACAUUGAAAUAUAAAUGUAUAUUAUAAAUAUUAAGUUUUAGUAUGUUUCUGUUUCUGAAACCUUAUAACAAUAAAAGUAUCAAAAAUG